GACACUCUCGCCGACCUUGCUUCUUGGCUUCCGUCGGAGUUUCUCACCCACGAUCCCAUGGCCAUCGACACCAAACCCCCCCUCCCUUUCCCUUCCGAUUUCCCCUACGAGUUUGCCUCCUCCUCUUCUAAUGAGUCUGAGAGCGAUGACGAUGACAUCUCUGGCUUAACUCGCCGCUUCACUCGCUCCUUUUCCUUGCAGGAGCGCCUCAAAAUUCCUUACCCUCUUCAGAAGAAAAGGGUUUUCUCCGGUUCGCCGGAAGCGACUUUGAGCUGGGCUGUUUCUGGGCCUACUCAUGUUCGUUCAUCUCCGACAACGCCGUUUGUUCACGCCGAGGAGGACGCCUGGGAUCUAAUUUACGCUGCGGCUGGCCAAGUCGCUAGGAUGAAGAUGAGGAUGAACAACGUCAACGACGACGUAUUUGCUAACAGAGGUCUACUCGUAUCCCCGCGUCCUCUUGCCGUUGGACCUCCUUUCUCUCACCAUCACCCUAACUGUACCAUAUGGAGGAGUGGAAGCCAAGAGUUUAUCAAGCAACAACAUUUUCGUUACAGAGUUACCGGAGCCGCAAACUACGGCGGCGGCGGUCGAUGUGGAGGUGGGCAGCCGAUGGGUUUUCGUCAAUCUGCAUGGCCUCCCCUCCCAGUUGAAAACCAUCGGCGUCAACAACCCUCCACUGGGUUCAUCGCCAAACCUGUUCUCGGCGGAUCUGGUGGCGGUUGUGGCCGUGAGACCACCGUUUUAAAAAGGGAGUGUGCCGGUACCGGCGUGUUUUUACCCCGGAGAUACUCUAACGAUCCACCUGAAUCGAAGAAAAAACCAGCAUGUUCGCCUGCUCAUAUGCCAGCCAGAGUAGCUCAGUCGUUGAACAAAAGCAUGGAGCCCAUUAUUCCACAGAUCCAUCUGAACACCCAUGGCCGUGGUUAUACCCAGUCUGACAACGGAAGUGCAAUGGUAGGGCGGAGGAGCGGGGGCGGCGAAAGCGCAGAAGUGGUGCUUCCUCAAGAAUGGACAUAUUGAGUCCAAGUUUGGUGAUGGUGAUGGUGAUGGUGAUGGUGAAAAGGGUAGAUAGAAUAGGAAUUUGAAAAAGUAUAGAAGAAGGGGGUAAUGGGAUCCAAGGUUUUUGUUUUGGUGUUUGAAGGGUAGUAAAAGAAUAAGAAGGAAGAGUAGGUGUUUUUGGGUGAAAAGGGAAAGUAAAGAAAAGAAGGGAAUUUUGGGGUGUGGGAAAACUUGUCUCUUUUAUUCAAAAUUUAAUAAUAAAAGAGAAAGCAUAGUUUGGUUUUGAA
Molecule: messenger RNA, 1286 nt
Organism: Cynara cardunculus var. scolymus (artichoke)
Lineage: Eukaryota; Viridiplantae; Streptophyta; Magnoliopsida; Asterales; Asteraceae
Exons: 4
Coding region: 58-1020 (320 amino acids)
Source: RefSeq, a predicted model, not a curated record